AUGGAUUAUAUGCUAAUCAAAUUAGAGUUUAGUGAUAAGGGGAUGUCUUGGAUGAAAGCUUGUGUCUUUGCCAGGAACCUUGCUGUUCUAAUGAAUGGGUCUCCUGCCCAGGAGAUUGGCAUUCAGAUGGGUCUGAAACAAGAGUAUCCCCUAGUUCAUUUUAUUUUUAUUCUGGUUGUUGAGGGUCUUAGUGGUUUGGUAGUGAGGACAAAGGAGUUGGAUCUGUACUCUGGAUUUAAAGUUGGUACUUCUGGGUUGGUAAUGUCUCACCUUCAGUAUGCUGAUGAUUCUUUUUUGGUGGUUGAUUCAUCUAUAGAGAAUAUGUGGUGUAUUAAGGUUAUUCUUAGAGAUUUUUAG
Molecule: messenger RNA, 357 nt
Organism: Lathyrus oleraceus (garden pea)
Lineage: Eukaryota; Viridiplantae; Streptophyta; Magnoliopsida; Fabales; Fabaceae
Exons: 1
Coding region: 1-357 (118 amino acids)
Source: RefSeq, a predicted model, not a curated record